GACAAAGCAUUAAUUGAAUGAAAUAUUUGUGUUUUGUUGAGUAAAUUAACAGUGAGUUUGCAUUCAUUUACCGAUUAAAUUGUGACCAAUAUUUUGGACGACAAUCAACCGAAACAAGUAAACAGAUGGCUAAGACAUUGAUGAGUUACGAGACGGACGGCAGCCGUCAAUGGUCACAAUCGCCGGUAACGACGGGCACAUCAGUUCUGGGCAUCGCUUUCGACGGCGGCGUUAUUAUUGCGGCCGAUAUAUUGGCCAGUUAUGGAUCUCUGGCCAGAUUUCGCAAUACAAAGAGAGUGUUCAAAGUGAACGACAAGUGUCUGGUCGGUUGCAGCGGUGAUAUCGCUGACUAUCAGUUUCUCAUACGAGCCAUUGAUCAGAAAAUGAUUGAUGAGGACAACCAUAACGAUGACCACACACUAACACCAAAUGCUCUGUUCUCGUGGCUUACAAGAGUCCACUAUAAUCGUCGGUCAAAAUUUGAUCCACUUUGGUGUCAAUGGGUUAUUGGCGGACUUAACUCUGAUGAUCAACCAUUUUUGGGAUACGUUGACAAACUGGGAACAGCUUACGAGUGUCCGGCCAUUGCUACCGGUUAUGGCUCAUACAUAGCCAUACCAUUGUUACGCCAAGCUUUGGAUGAGGCCGGCGGUAAAUUGACUGAAGAACAGGCAAAACAAGUGAUCCAAAAAUGUCUGACUGUCCUCUACUAUCGAGACGCCCGAUCGUUCAAUAAAUACGAGUUAGCGGUCGUCAAAAAGUCGGGCGCAACCGUUGAGGGGCCGCUCACUCUGGACAGCAACUGGUCUAUCGCUCAUUAUGUCAAAGGAUAUGGCGGUGAUUAAGGAUCAGUUGAUUAUUUAUGUCAAACAGUUUUACUUUAUUUAAAUACAUCUGUUUUUUGAUAAUUAUUUUCCGAUUAAAUAAAAUUGAACUAAAAUUCUGUAAAUUUUGAAAAACAAUUUUUCUAUUAUUUUACAAUAUUUAUACAUUUUAUGUGUUUAUUAAUAGU
Messenger RNA from Oppia nitens, 1012 nucleotides. RefSeq names its product proteasome subunit beta type-4-like (gene Prosbeta7). The coding region runs from base 126 to 845 and encodes 239 amino acids. The record is from RefSeq and is a predicted model, not a curated record. Lineage: Eukaryota; Metazoa; Arthropoda; Arachnida; Sarcoptiformes; Oppiidae. Gene Ontology annotation, cellular component: proteasome core complex. The transcript is spliced from 2 exons.